AUGUCCAAGAUGCAUAACGGAAGAAAUAGUGUGCUGGUACUGCCCAAAUUGCUGUUUGAAACACCAAGCAGUAUGGUAAAGAGCGAAGGGAACAGGUGUGCGCGCAAUUGCUUUAACUGUCCAAUAUGUACCUCACCCCUAUCCGUUACAACUCUUGGGAGCGCCGACAAUGGAGCCCAGAACGGACCUUGGGUACUCUCAUGCGGAUACUGCAUGUGGACAACGCUUGAUAUUGGAAUCAAAUUCGAUAAGCCAACCAACAUUCGUGCUCAGCUUACUUCAAUAAAGAAUAGCCAGAGCCGUACCUCCUCUGAAGUUAAAUCUCCGUUGGCAAAUCCCAUCUCUCCGGACGACUUGACAACUCCUGCUUCUCAGGAUGAAAAGUCAGCUAGGGCUCCUUUCUCAGAGGAAAGGCCAGUAACGGUAGACCUGGAGUCCCGUUUCUCUGCUCUAAAAUCGUUUUACAGAACCCAGUUAACGGAAACAUCCGCCUCUCCUACUGAUCCCUUGAUUGGACCUGAAUUAGGAGGUUUCUAUUCUUCACCCAGUGCAUUAAAUCGCAUAAUGUCUCUCUACACUACAGGAAUCGGCAAUCUCCAUGGUGCUGCCAGCAAGAAGCCUCAGUCAAAACCACCACUCAUGCGCGAGGCCCUCACGCCAGCAGAAGGGCUUCAUAUACCUGACCCCAACACCGAACUAGCAAUCAUUCGAAAAAUGGCAUCCUCGGACUGUGGCUGGGAUGGCCUUGCUUCUGUGGAGCAAAAAGUCUCCCAACCUCCCUCUACAAAAUUCGUCGAUGAACUCCGUCCCCUCCCUAUCCUCCUUCGAACUAAGAGAUCAAAACGCUGCAAAGCGUGCAAGCACAUCCUCGUCAAACCUGAAUUUAAACCACAAUCAACCCGCUUCCGGAUCCGUUUGAUAGCCCUGAGCUACAUUCCACUUAUUACCAUGCGGCCUUUGCCUCCAUUCCCGGCCAGCUCUCCCCCGAUAAACCUCGACGCCCUCGAGCCCCGUAGGCCUGUCCAAUUCCUCAUAACCCUCAAAAACCACAUGUUUGAUUCCAUACGUGUCACCCUAGCUACGCCAUCAGUAACACCAGGCCACGUCGCCUCCAAAGUCACGAUGCUCUGCCCGCAGUUUGAAGUAGGUGCUAACAGUGACGUCUGGGACGAAGCGUUGGCAUCAUCAGGAGCGCAAGACCCGCGUUCUUCCAGAUCAGGACUGGAUAAAGUCGCUGAAGCAGGAAAGAUAUGGGACAAGGGAAGGAACUGGACGACUGUGGCGAUGGAGGUUGUGCCAGGGUCACUUCCAGGAGGUGGGGAAGGUGGUGAGGAUGAUGAAACUGGAAUUGAAGACGAUGAGGAUGUCAUUGAGAUUCCGGUGUUUGUACGGGUGGAGUGGGAGGCCGAAGGGGGUGCAGAGGAACUCGCUAUUAGACCUGAUACGAGGAGACAGCAGGAGGCGGAGAUGGUGAAGAGAGAACUGGCCUAUUGGAUGGUGCUGGGGAUUGGUAGGAUUACGCGAGGUGGAUAUGAGAAUCGCGACACUUCUCCACUUUAA
Molecule: messenger RNA, 1560 nt
Organism: Histoplasma mississippiense
Lineage: Eukaryota; Fungi; Ascomycota; Eurotiomycetes; Onygenales; Ajellomycetaceae
Exons: 3
Coding region: 1-1560 (519 amino acids)
Cellular component (GO): dynactin complex
Source: RefSeq, a predicted model, not a curated record